This is a messenger RNA of Coccinella septempunctata (seven-spotted ladybird), 2235 nucleotides long. RefSeq lists its product as uncharacterized. Lineage: Eukaryota; Metazoa; Arthropoda; Insecta; Coleoptera; Coccinellidae. Bases 1 to 2235 code for a protein of 744 amino acids. The record is from RefSeq and is a predicted model, not a curated record. The transcript has a single exon.
AUGACGUUCAAAACUUCAGGACAACCCCAAAAUGCUUCGUAUAAAAUUGGAGCCAGGCAAUCGGUUGACAAAGAUUUUCCUUGUUUCGAUGGAAAUCCCCAAGAUUGGCCACUAUUUUAUAAACAUUUUACGAAUAUUUGUUCAUUAUGUGAAUAUUCGAAUGAGGAGAUAAUGCUCAAGUUACAGAAAUGCUUGAAGGGAUUAGCCAAGUCUACCGUUUCUGGAAUGAUGCUGACAUCGAACGUGGAUCUGGUUAUGAAAACACUUGAAAAACGCUUUGGCAGGCCUGAAUUCAUCAUCGAAACACUCGUUAUGAAAAUCAAAAAUAUCCCGUACAUAAAAGACUGUAAUUUGGAGAAACUCAUUCAUCUAUCGAAUGAAGUUAAUAAUAUGGUAUCUACUAUGAAAAUUUUGGAAUCCACAGGUCAUCUACAAAACCCACAGUUGAUGAAAGAACUCCUAAAUAAGUUACCAGAUAUAUUGAAAUUGAACUGGGGUGAAGUUGUUUCAAGGAGGAAUGGAAUAGUAAAUCUCGCUGAUUUUGCAGAAUGGUUGGAGAAUUACGCUAGCGCCGCAUGUUUUGUGAGUACACCUCAGCCAUUUGAAAUCGAAAAACAAAAUCAAUCGAAAAGAUCCGAAAGAGUCCUCAGUACAGCAGAAACACACAAAUUCAAGAUUGCACAGAAGUAUUGCUCAUAUUGUGGCAACGACAGUCAUCAAAGUGAGUGUCCUAAUAUGAAGGCUGACGACAUCGAUACCAGAUGGAAAACCGUUACGGCGAAAAAACUUUGUUUCUCGUGUCUUAAAAGAAACCACCAAAAAUUAAAGUGUCGGAACAGAAGAGUAUGUGGAAUAUCUGGUUGCAAAUUGUUUCACCACCGUCUUCUCCAUAAAGAAAAAACCUAUCCUUCAAGUGAGAAUACUGCUAAUGACAGUACGUCGAAAGUUGAGAUGAUAUGUGCAGUAGCCAGCGACAGGAAAACGUUAUUGCGGAUGAUUCCAAUAAAGCUUUAUGGUCCAAAGAGCAUCCAAACAGUAUAUGCACUUUGUGAUGAGGCAUCAACCAUUACUUUGCUAGAUGCAGAAAUCGCGAAACAUCUAGGUAUUACAGGUUCUCCAGAACAGAUAUGUUUGCAGUGGACAAACGAAGAAAUCAACUCACAAGUGAAUUCGAUUAAAUUCGAUUUGAAGAUUUCUAAGGUGGAUAAAGGAAGCAAAAUUCAUCUUCUAAAGGGUGUUCGAACCAUGGAAAAUCUGUCGUUGCCGUCACAAACAAUAAAAAUAACAGAUAUUGAAAGAGAAUCUCAUCUAAAAGGAAUACCGAUUCGGAGUUAUGAGAAUCAGAAAGCUGUCAUGAUAAUCGGACAGGAUAACAUUCAUUUGAUAACCCCUCGGCAAAUACGAUGUGGAACAGAAUAUUCUCUGAUGGCGACAAGAUGUUUAUUGGGAUGGUCAGUACAUGGGCCCAGUUCAAGAAGAAAUGAAAAGGAAAAUACUCGUGUGUUACAUGUAUGCGAAAAACAUAAUGAAGACGAUGAGCUUCAGGAUCUAAUGAAGAGGCAGUAUUCGACUGAAUCUUUUGGAGUUUUAAUAACACCCAAUAGAUUGAGCCAAGAAAAUUCUAGGGCAAUGGAGACAAUCAGAAGAGUAGAUGGUCGAUAUGAAGUUGGACUUCUUUGGAAAGAGGAAGACACGCAGCUUCCAGAGAGUAAAUUCCGAGCAUUGCAGAGACUGAAAUGUAUCGAGAAAAAGUGCCGAAAAAACGUUGACUUCGGAAAAGAGUAUUGCCUGAAAAUUCAGUCCUACAUAGAAAAAGGGUAUGUGACGAAACUCAAUGAAGAAGCUGACGUAUAUGGUCCACGAACUUGGUACCUUCCGCAUUUUGCAGUCGAGAAUCCAAAUAAAAUCAGGUUAGUUUUUGACGCAGCUGCCAAAUCGAAUGGUCUCAGCCUAAAUGAUGCGUUAUUGUCUGGUCCUGAUCUUUUACAAUCGCUGGUAGUUAUUCUAUGGAAAUUUAGACAAAGAAGAUUUGGAUUAUGCGGGGACGUGCAUGAAAUGUUUCACCAGGUUCGUAUCCGAAAACAAGAUAGGCCUUCGCAACGUUUUCUUUGGAGAGACUUGGAAUAUAAUCGUAAUCCUGAUACAUAUGAGAUGAACGUAAUGACCUUUGGAGCUACCUGUUCGCCAGUUUGCGCACAAUUCGUAAAGAAUUAUAACGCUGACAAAUUUGCAUAA